CGUCCACAAAUUUCGUCCCAUUAACGAGACGCUAUAAGACGAAAAAGUUAAAAAAAAUUCGUCUCGUUUUGUUCUUAAUUGAAAUUGAGACGAUUUAAAAAUCGUCUCAUAAAUAUCAGGAGACGAUAUUUUGUCAAUUCGUCUCAGAAUAAAAAAAGUGGAACAAAAUAUUUUAAGACGAAUUGAGACGAAUUGAGACGCUGCGGUAAAAUCACGGAGACGAAUUGAGACGAAUUAAGACGCUGCGGUAAAAUCACGGAGACGAAUUGAGACGAACUAGGACGACAGGGUUUCUUAAACACGAAAAUUUAUUUAAAAAGCUAGUGUUUUUUAAAGUGGUUUUAAUGUAUUCAGAUAUUUCAGAUAGCGACAGCGACCUAGAUUGGUUGUUUACGGACGAUUCUUUGUCCGAUGAUGAAAAUGAAGAUUACAUCAACGAAAUUUUACAAUGCGCUUCAAAAAAACGAGGCAGACCAGCGCUACACGAGCAACAUCCGGGCUUGGUUCCAUGUAUCGCAUCCUACAUAAGUCAGAACUCGGCCGAGGCCCAUUUGAGGCGCAGAGACAGUAUUAUGUACACAAAUGGUGUAAGCUUAAAAGAUAUUGUCUCUCACAUAAAAAGUACGCUCGGGUUAAAUGUGAGUAAGAGCGCAGUGCAUUACCUCAUGAGACCGAGGAGAAAAAAAACCACUUCGAGCAAGCGUCACAAAUCGUUGGUUGAUGCACGUGUUCCGCCCAAGCGCAACACGGGAGAAAAAAAGAUCCAUGAAGAUUUUCAUUUUUCUUGCUCCCAAGUUAACUUGGUUAAUGAGUUAGCGCAGUUAUGCAAUGAAAACACAAUCUCCUUGUCAGUUGACAACAAAAACAAGGUGGAUGUUGGUAUUCCCGCCACGAGUAGACGUGCGCAAAUCCGACGUUAUCACAUCGAAAAUGAGGCUCCCAUUUACAAUGACCACGACUUCCCCUAUCCGAAUAGUAAAUUAACCCCAGCAACUAUGAUUUAUCAUAGUUAAUAGAAAUAUCUAAAAUUUAUUAACUCCCUAUUUUAACUUUUCUUCGGGUAUAGGUUCAGCAUGUUUAUGUUUCUCAUAACAUACUUAAAAAAAGAAUCAAACUGAUAAAAAAAACGACAACUCACUCGCACGUGUGCUCUGACCCUCUGAAACCAAUGAAUGAAUCACGAUUCGAACACAGAGCAGAAGAUAAAAAUUGUUACAUUUUUCUUCUUGAAAAAUUCGAAAAGGACGGUUUCUCUUAGCUCCCCAACAUAACAUUUAAAUGUAUUAAGUUAAAAAGAGCUAAUAUACUGAAAUGUACGAACCAUUACAGGCAGAAUACACCUAAAUACACCUAAAUACACCUGAGAACAAACAUCUUGACAUAAAUUUUGCUUUUAUCCCUGAUCUGUGUACUGGUUUCGUUUAGUUAAUGAAUACCAUGUUAAGGCUAUUUUCUACCUCAAGAAAAUUUUCGGCGAUUUUUGAUUGGCUAAUUUUAAUGUUUUUCGAUGAUGUGACGUUUGCGGAGGAACGCCAGCCAUUUCGAAUAUAUCUCCCAGUAAAGACGAGCUAUGUUUCGCAUCUAACUAUCUAUAUUUAAUAUCUAUAUAUUCCUUCCUAACAACAUAUUUAAAGAAUCCUAAUCUUAAAGAAUAUUUAUGGCUAAAUUCAGUUUCAGAUAUACUUACCAGUAAAUAUCGAAAAUAACUCAAGAUUCCAUCUGUCACGACCAAUAAUAAUAUUUUUUGUGAGAUUUGUUUCGCUUUUCCACAACAUAGUUCCAGCUUCGAACGACGAAGUUUGCUGUGAUAAAAUGUUGCCAAGUUUGAUAAAUAUACAGACCGUAACAUUCAACAAUCGAACGAGUACAAACAAUGUAGCUUAAGUUAAUCAGUAGCUGUGCCACUGCUAGCCAGGAGACCCAGCGUAAUUUUUCUUACCACCGGGAAAUCGGAGUAGUUAAGGUGGGAAAAUUACGCUGGGUCUCAAACGAUUUUUCUGCGGCCAAAAUCUGGCCGCGCUUUUUGAUUGGCUAAUUCUAUUGUUCUCUGCUCACGUGAUUAUUAUCGGGGAAAGCCCUUUUCAUCCCGAAUAUUCCAGCGAGUGGUUUCACUCACCCUAACAAACAUUAGUAUUCUACAAAGUUUGUACCAAAGUAAGAUUUGACCAAGCUUGGUAAACAACUCACAGAUAAAUUAAAAUGUCCUCCGAAGCGAUUAGUCACAUUGUUCGAUUUAAACUCGGGGUUUCCGCUGAGUCAUUCGUUCGCGUCUAAGCUUUAGUUUGAGAGAAACUCAUUUUAUCAACUGAAGAAGAAAGCUUAGUUAACUAGGCUAUGCCACUGCCGUUCCGCUAGAACAAUGGAAUAAUUUCUUUUUCACGGAACAAAAUCACGCUGGGUCUCCUGGCCAAGAUUUUUAAAGUUUCGUGUUAAACUCACGGAAGUGUUCGAAAAUAUUUUUCAACUUUUGAGACGAAUUUAUUAUAGCAGAGACGAAUUGAGACGAUUUGAGACGAAUUAAGAAAAUUCAUAGACGAAAUGAGACGAUUCGGAGACGAAUUUGUUUUUAAAAUAUGAUAUUCGGAGACGAAUUUGUGACUAUCAGGAGACGAUAUGAGACGAAUUAAGACGGUUAAGACACUACAAUGUUAUCACAAAAAAUCGUCUCGUAUGAAAGAGUUAAGACGAACAAAACAAAUUUACAAGACGAUUUAAAAUGAGCCGAAUUUAGACGAAAUUUGUGGACGAU
Molecule: messenger RNA, 2749 nt
Organism: Hydractinia symbiolongicarpus
Lineage: Eukaryota; Metazoa; Cnidaria; Hydrozoa; Anthoathecata; Hydractiniidae
Exons: 2
Coding region: 345-1013 (222 amino acids)
Source: RefSeq, a predicted model, not a curated record